AUGAACAAUCUGGUCUACGAGUUGGCCCAGAAAGCGGGUGUCCUCGUUUGGUUGGGUCUGAGGUGUUCUGACACUGUAGCGGAAAACUGUCAGUGGGACGAUGGAAAGGGUCCUUCGAGCCCAUAUAAUGCCUUUUACCCAGGAUAUCCCAGCACAGCGGGAAGCUGUGUAUUGAUGAUGAUUGGAGGACAAGCUGAUGGAAAAUGGAUCAGUGGUGACUGCGACAUUAUGCAAAUCGGCUUUGCCUGUCAAAUCACCAAGCAGAACUUCAUCGAAUUCAAUGGUCAAUGCUAUAAUGCGUUCCAACAGCAGCUGUCCAUGAGUGCAGCUGAGUCAAUUUGUGUCGAGCAUUGUGGUCAUCUUGCCUCUAUUCACAACCAAGAUGAAAAUUUGAUGAUCGGAACACUUUUUGAACCGCAGACAAACUAUGCUGCGAUUGGCCUCAAGAGACAAACCAGUGGAACAUAUAACUGGACAGAUCAGUCCUCCUAUGACUUUGACAAUUUCGGUACAAACGAUAAGAUUUUUAAAUAUUGCAACAGUAACCCAGCAUUUGGAGAAUGUGUUGCGAUGUCAUUGGUAAAGGAGCUGGUGAACACAGGACAAUGGAUUACCGUUUCAUGUGGUCAAGCGUUGCCGUUCGUAUGUAAGAGAGCUUUGGACGAUAAUCCGUGUGAGCGAGCACUGCAUAGACCCGAGAGGAGGGUUACGCAAACAGGAACAGGAAGUAAAAGAAAAGACGCAGUCUCACAGAGGAAGUGA
This is a messenger RNA of Cooperia oncophora, 762 nucleotides long. The record is from the annotation of a GenBank genome assembly. NCBI's taxonomy places the organism in Eukaryota, Metazoa, Nematoda, Chromadorea, Rhabditida, Trichostrongylidae.